GCCGCUCUCGCUGUGCCGUGAGGCGUGUUUUAUUUUCUCCAGCAGAGCUGUUAGAUUAACCCGAUCAUAUUUAUUACAGACUGUAAAACAAAGAAACAUCAUCACCAGCAGGAGAGCGCGGUUGUUGACGCAGCAGUGCUGUCUGUGAAGAGCUCCGGGUCGGCCAGAAUAUUCUCUAAUGGAUACUCCUGAAAGCCCUACCCAGUCCCCUCAGUCUCCGGAGGAGGAGAAGGACUUUUCUGACAGUGAACUGCUGGAUUCUCCUGAUGAAGAGGAGGAGGGGGCCAUUUCAGACAGUGAGCUAGUCCAUGAAGAGGAGAAUGGGGGGCUUGAUGAUGAUGAUGAAGAGGAGGAGGUGGCGCAAAGCAGAGGAAGAGUUUCGGAAUUAGAGAAGGAGAGGGAAGAAGAUGACGAGGUUGUCCCUGACUUUGUCUCUGACCCAGAGGAUGAGGAACCUGCAGGAGAAACAGAAGCGAUGGGACAGGAGGAUGGGAGUAUUUUGCUGAUGGAGGGGGAUGAAGACGGUUCGCAGGGGGACCAGUUGGACGGGGAGGACGAGAAGGAUGAAGAGGAGCAAGAGGAUGGGGUCAUUGACACCCCACAGUCUCCAGACUCAGAGCCAGAACAGGGCAAGAGCUUCAUUGCUGAAGAGGACGGAGAAGAUGGGGAGGAAGGAUAUUGUGACUACAGAAAGGACGAUUCAGCAGAUCCCGAGACAGCUGAGGUUGAUGAUGAGGAGGAGGAGGAAGACAAAAGCAAGGCCGAGGAGGAAGAGGAGGACGAAAGGAUGAGAGCUGAGGAAGACGAGAGGAGGAGAGCUGUCGCGGUGAGGGAGAUGAAGGAUGACUCGGCGUCUGUUUCCCGGGAGCUGGAUGAGCACGAGCUGGAUUACGAUGAGGAGGUCCCAGAGGAGCCCAACAUCCCUGCACCCGAGGAAGAGGACGAUGAGGAAGACACAAAAGUGGAGGGAGAAGAAGAGGAGCGUGAGGAAAAGAGCAUUAAGAAGAAGGAGAAGAAACCAAUCCUCCCCCCAUCUCCUAAAGACAGUGAAUUCAAGAGGACAGGUGACUCCAAAGGGCCCGAGAGGAUGCGCAGAGACUCCUUCAGAGACAAGAAGAAGGAUGAGGAUGAUGGAGAGAUUGAUGAAGGAGAGAUUGAUGACGAUGACCUGGAGGAGGGUGAGGUCAAAGAUCCCUCAGACAGGAAGAUCAGACCACGUCCCAUCUGCAGGUUCUUCAUCAAAGGAAAUUGCACUUGGGGUAUGAACUGCAGGUUCAUCCACCCCGGAGUCAAUGACAAAGGGAACUAUUCCCUCAUCACUAAGCCAGACCUCUUCUCACCUAAUGGAGCGCCUCCUGGAGGACCACACCCACUCAUACCCAAUAAUCCCUGGGCUGGACCUGCAGUGGAGGAGCUCCCUCCACCACCUCCUCCAGUGGAGCCUCCUGUGGAGAGUGCCUGGGAGCGAGGUCUGAGGCAUGCCAAAGAGGUGCUAAAGAAGGCCACCAUCCGUAAGGAGCAGGAACCGGACUUUGAGGAGAAGCGUUUCAACGUGACCAUCGGAGAGGACGAGAGAGAAUUUGACAAAGAGAACGAUUUCUUCAGAGAACGCAGCUACCGCAUCAUCAGAGAUGAAAUGGAGUUCAGAGAUCCUAUAUAUGGUGAUCCAUAUGCUGAUCCAUACUAUGACUAUGAAAUGGAGGCCCUAUGGCGAGGCGGCCAGUAUGAAAACUUCAGAGUGCAGUAUACAGAAGCUCCUCUUCCUUACCACUACACUGAGCGUGAACGUGAGCGCGAUCCUCGGGAGCGUAACCGGGACAGAGAGAGGGAGAGAGAUCACCGUGAGAGGGAGCGCCGGCAGAGAGAGAGGGAGAGAGAACGGGAGCGCGAGAAGGAGAGGAUGCGACGGAAAGAAGAGUGGGAGAGAGACCGGAUGAAGCGGGAUGAUAAGGAGAGGCCGAGGAUGCGUCCUCCUCGAGAUGCCAGGGAGAAGAAAGAUGAGGACAAACUGAAACCACGCUCUCCCCUCGGCCUGCCGCCCAACAGGCCGAUGGAACCUCCCUCAAAGAAAGAGGUUGUUCCAGUUAUGAGGCGACCAGAUGAGUGGAAGGACCCAUGGCGUCGGUCCAAAUCCCCCAGGAGACGCCCUGGGCUCGGCUCCCCACCACGAGGCCGCCGGCGACAUCGGCCCUCAGGCUCCUCUGUCUCUCUGUCCAACUCCUCCCGGUCUUCGUCUCGCUCUUCAUCCUAUACAGGCUCUGGGUCAUCUCGCUCCCGCAGCCGCUCCUCCUCGUUCAGCUCCUACUCCAGCCACUCCUCCCAGCGCAGCUCUUUCAGUGGCAGCCGCUCUAGGUCUCGAUCGUUCUCCACAUCCCCCUCACCGAGUCCAGCAGCACAGAGGACUGCUAAGAACAAACCAGAUCUUCCCCCGGUGUUAACUAAAGGCAUGCCGCUGAAGCCGGGUGCGAUGCCCCCUCCUCGCAGGGAAAAGCCUGCCAUGAAGAAAGCUCCCAGUCCUCCUCCACCUGGUGGACCGCAGGGCAGGCCUCCCAAACCCCUGCCAGAGGGAGGGAAGCCUCCCCCCAAUCCACGGGAGGCUGGAGGUGCAGGUGGCGGGGCAGGCAGCGGUGGAGCGGGGAGACCCCUGCCUCCAAGAGAACCUGGAAAACCUCCCAACCCAAGGGAAGACAGGCGGAAAGAACGGCAGCAGCAUCCUCCACGGAGGCGAACUGUGAGUGGGAGUGUUAGUGGAAGCGCUAGCAGUUAUACUGGUUCUAGCUCCAGAUCCAGAUCCUCCUCCAACUCCCUCUCCCGCUCACGCUCGGGAUCCAGAAAAUCCAGACUGACUGUUGGGAAACCCUCCAGAAAAUCCAGAUCGCUGAGCGUGAGCAGCGUGUCAUCGGUGUCAUCGGCAUCGUCCAGCAGCAGCUCGGUGCGUAGCGCAGACUCCGAUGACAUGUAUGCUGACCUGGCCAGCCCGGUGUCCUCUGCCAGCUCCCGCUCGCCCACACCAAAUCAACCUCGCAAGGAGCGAGCGCCGCCGCGGGACCGGCCUCCACAUGGCAGAGACAAGAUCAGGGAGAGACCAUCAAAGAAAGAUGAGCCUUUCAGGGAGGACCGCAGGAAGAUGGACCCAUCUGGUGCCCCGCCUAGAGGAGGCAACCCUAUGCCCAGAUCAGGACCUGGUAGCAGGGGUGGCCAUCCUUUACAUCCCCCACCUGGCGCCAUGGGCCCCCCAGGAAACUACGGAGGUUCAGGUUCCCACAAAGACAUCAAACUCACCCUUCUCAAUAAGCAACAGGGAGAUAAGGGCAACAGAAAGAGGUACCUGCCGUCAGACAAAGACAGGCCAAGUUCCCCCCUCAGCAAGAGGAUGGCCAUGUCUCCAGACAGAGUCCGUGAUAAGAGGAUUCCUGGCCGACCCCCACUCUCCCCUCGGAUGGAGCGGCCCAGAGGCCAAGGGCCCCGACCCAUGCCUUCCCAGGGAGACAGAAAACGUCCCCUGUCACCACCCCCCAAGUCAUCUGGAAAAGGCCCAGCGGCGCCAUCGGGCAAGCCGGCCGCCCCGGGCACCACUUCGGCCGCCGGCUCCAGCUCGGGCUCGGGCUCGGGCUCGGGCUCCAGCUCCAACAAACCCAGCAACACACUGUCCCGCCGCGAGGAGCUGCUGAAACAGCUGAAGGCUGUGGAGGACGCCAUCGCCCGGAAACGAGCAAAGAUACCCGCCAAAUAAACGGAAGCCCGCUCCUCGCCCGGCGGCCUGCCCGUGCGGCCUCGUGAGCCGGGGCAACAGUGGGGACCGUGGGAUUGAGCGUUUUUCGCUGCCUUCAAUGGACGUGUAAAAAUGUUGUAUGGUUCAUGUAUAAAGGCUAUUGUGUAAGUGAACAGGAAGUGGUUUGGCUCUCCAUUCUAGAGUGUUGUUCACUCCCAUAUGCCCGACUUAAGCUCCCCGUAGAAGUCUUUGAAUGUCUUGGCUGCAGUUCACCUCAUCAACGAGAAACGGGAGGAAACAUUUGAGCAUUUGGUGAGGGAGGGACAUCUCAGGAAUGGAGUGUACUUUGUGUAGACUUCACAGUACAGAAACAGAACUUGAUCACUUGCUGCUCACUCUGUUCCUUCAGUCAAAAGGAAGCAUCUUCCUCAUCUGGUGUUAUGAAUAUAAGAUUUAUACACAUUGAAUCUACUACUUCUGUCCGUCUGUCUCUGCCCCCCUUUUAUCGUCUUGUUCUUUCACAUCUUUUCUUUAGUUUCCUCUGUGGGCGGUGUGACUGUUGGGUCAGCUCUACAGGGGACUGACAACCUACAGGGCUUCACAACGCUUCUUUGCAUAAAUCUACAAAUUCUUGAGCAUCCGUAUUUGGCCCCUGUCAGCGAUCACGAGCCCAAGCUUUGUUCAGAGGGGGGGCCAUGUUCAACCAAUGACUCGUCUGCGUUCUGUGUUUUAGGGCAGUGUCCACUGUUCACCUUGUACAAUAAUAGCAAGUCAUCAAAUUCUUUCGAACGUAUAAUUAUAGACAGUGAUGUGAAGUAUUGCUUUUUUUUUUUUUUUUGCUUUUUUUUAAAAAAAAUCGACAGCAUUUUGUUUUCUUCUUAGCUCUUAAGUGAUAAACCGAUGUUUUAUUUGUGUCACAUUUUUAGUUGAAGUGUGAGAGGUGGAUCGGGGACAUUUAGAGACGAGAUGUCUUGCUUUUGUGACAAAAGCCUUCUAAAUAAACUAUUUUGAUAAAAAGAA
Messenger RNA from Sebastes umbrosus (honeycomb rockfish), 4732 nucleotides. It is a transcript of the gene zc3h18, whose product is annotated as zinc finger CCCH-type containing 18. The record is from RefSeq and is a predicted model, not a curated record. The transcript is spliced from 20 exons. Bases 179 to 3733 code for a protein of 1184 amino acids. Gene Ontology annotation, molecular function: metal ion binding. NCBI's taxonomy places the organism in Eukaryota, Metazoa, Chordata, Actinopteri, Perciformes, Sebastidae.